AUGCAUUCAAUACUGAUAUUUUUAUUCUCUACAAUUUUCUGCGGACAAGUUGUGCAUGGUCUGCAACAUGAUAAAGGAGACUACAGACCUGAAACUUAUCCUUAUGAUGACGGAAAAUAUAGGCCGAUCGGCGACGAAGGAAAAUAUUAUCACGUAAGCGACGGCGAAAGAGGUCCCUAUUAUUCACGAUAUGGAUUCGGAAAAUAUACCGGAAAAUAUUUACCUGAUCCAAAAGGAAAAUACAAGAGGCCUGUCGUAACAACUCCAAAAUACGAUGAGGGAGGUGCUAGGAUAAUUCAACAAAGGCAUGGAUUUAAGAAUGACGCAUAUCAUCAUUAG
Messenger RNA from Ctenocephalides felis (cat flea), 339 nucleotides. RefSeq lists its product as uncharacterized. The transcript has 3 exons. Bases 1 to 339 code for a protein of 112 amino acids. The record is from RefSeq and is a predicted model, not a curated record. Lineage: Eukaryota; Metazoa; Arthropoda; Insecta; Siphonaptera; Pulicidae.